This is a messenger RNA of Acanthamoeba castellanii str. Neff, 1089 nucleotides long. RefSeq names its product Poly(3hydroxybutyrate) depolymerase. The transcript has 2 exons. Lineage: Eukaryota; Discosea; Longamoebia; Acanthamoebidae. Gene Ontology annotation, molecular function: feruloyl esterase activity. Gene Ontology annotation, cellular component: extracellular region. The record is from RefSeq and is a predicted model, not a curated record. Bases 1 to 1089 code for a protein of 362 amino acids.
AUGCCGCACCACCAUCUCUCGCUCUUCUUCGUUGUGCUCGCCCUCGCGGCCUUCGUGCCGUUUGGCGUAAGGGGGGCGGCCGGCGCGACGGCGUCGGGUGGCUGCACUGCAUCUGCCGGUGCCGCCUCCCCAUAUCCCGCCAACAACUCCACCCAGGGCCAGCUCGUGGCACCGGACGACCGCAACCGCACCUUCACUGUCUACGUGCCGCCCGGCUAUCGGUCCGACCAGCCCUCGGCCGUCGUGCUCCUCUUCCACGGCGGCUUCGGCACCGGCCAGCAGGCCCAAAAGGCCUACAAGAUGGACGAGACGGCGGAGGCCAACAACUUCAUCGUGGUCUACCCCGACGCAUGGCGCGUAUCGACCCUGACGUCGUGGAACGGCGGGGCGUGCUGCAACCCGUCGGCCAACCUCGGCGUGGACGACGUCGGGUUCGUGUCGGCUCUGCUGGACCACCUCGAGGCGAGCCUCUGCAUCGACACCUCGGCCGUGUUCGCCGCCGGCAUGUCCAACGGCGCCAUCAUGUCCUAUCGCCUGGCCUGCGAGCUCUCCCACCGACUGGCGGCCAUCGCGCCCGUGGAGGGCGUGCUCGAGUUCAGCCCUUGCACGCCGUCGCGGCCCGUGCCGGUGCUGGCGGUCCACGGCCUGGCCGACCUCAACAUUCCCUUCGAGGGGGGCUUCGGCUGCGGGGCGACCAACGUCAACUUCACCUCGGUGCCGGCCAGCAUCGACGUCAUGGCGGCGGCCAACGGGUGCUCGUGCCGCUGGCAGGCCAACGGGUCGUGCGCGACGACCUAUCUCGUGGAGGGCCACGGGUCGUGCCUGUCGUACGGACCGUGCGAAGGGGCCAAGGUCGACGUCGUGCUGUGCUCAGUCGAGGGCAACGGUCACGCGUGGCCCGGCGCGUCGGACGGAGUGGCAAGCGAGGGCUGCAACAACACGGCCGUCGCGGACUUUCACACCAACACGCACAUCUGGGCCUUCUUCAACGCCACGAGGACCACCGCCAGCGGUGGCGGCGAGGUGUCGUCGGCCAGCACGCCGCUGUUGCACGCCAUGUGGCAGUCGGUAAUCGCCUGGCUCUUUUGA